Messenger RNA from Lachancea lanzarotensis, 2193 nucleotides. Lineage: Eukaryota; Fungi; Ascomycota; Saccharomycetes; Saccharomycetales; Saccharomycetaceae. The record is from the annotation of a RefSeq genome assembly.
AUGAAUAGUUGUCCUUUAUGGAGGGCACCAAGUGCUACCAUUCAGCAGAUUGUCACUAUACCCUUUGAAGAUUGGGCUUAUGCUAUCGCAUUUGGUGCCUUCCUUAAAAUGAAUACAUGUUUGAAACAGGCUUUCAAAGAAAAGUGUGGUGUUGAUUUUACAAAAUUCUCCACUAAUGCUUUCAGUAAGCCGAACCUGAAGUUGGGUUCAAGUGAAGUAAGAAUGGAAGACGAUAUGGAAAGAAAGUUUGAUUCAUAAAUUUCUUUCUAUCCAUACAGAAGUUGGGUAAAGAACGUCAAGGACCAGAUCCCCCAUGCCGUGUGCGGGCAAGAAUAUGUUCUACAGGGCAAUCCGACGUCGUUUAAUGUCGUUAGGCAUCUCGAGCGUAAACACUAUCAUUACUUUACAUUAUUCAGAAAAGCCUUGAGUGGACACUACAAUCCUUCUCCACAAUUCUUCAACUUCCUUCAAACCCAUUUCUUUGACCAACACGUUUGUCAAAUUUUGGGCUCUCAAUAAAUAUAGCUCAAUCAGCUCCAUACAUACAGGGUCUGGGGGGAUUUGAUGAGAAGCAAUUCUACAGAAGGGGUACAGCUCAUCGAUCAAUCAAUUCAUUGCGUAAGGGACUUGGCAAUCGAGUUCGGCAAGCAAUUGAAACACAUUCUACGAAACUCCUUCGAUUUCAACAUCUUGAUAGACAUGUGGACGUCUUCAGGCCAAAAGAGCCAAUUAGCCGUCAUGAUAUCAUUCUGCCCCAACUUGAAAACGGAGGCACGCUUGGAAACGAAUGACAUCGUUCUUGAAAAAUUCAAAACAUGCACGUACAUGAGUGAUCAGCGACACACAGGCGAUAAUCUUAAGACUGCUCUGCACGCAUGCCUCAGCAAAUAUUCUAUAAUCAGCGGCGUCACCUGGGUUGAACAAUAUUGCAAUGUUGGAAAUCUAGCCAAUGCUCUUGAACAGAUAUUCCAUGUAACUAGAUCCAGAAGCAUUGUCAAAAUGAAAUGUAUGAAACAUGGUUUUAUCGAGUGUUUAUUUAUUUGUUCCAAUCUUUCGAGGAUCGUGAAGCUCUCCGAUUAUACAAGCAGCAAUGUUUUCACUAGAGAGAUAGAACCCUUUGUUUUUUUCAUUUGCAUAACGCGCAUGUUUGAAGAACUCACGAUGCUUCCCCGAAAUGAUUUAACAAAGCCCAUCAGUCGUUGUUACGAAGACGUAGAGGGUUUGAAGAGCGGCGUAAUAUACAUUGAAACAGUUCAGGGAAUUGGUAGUGGAUCCAUUGACAUGCCAUCUAAGACAACAGUGAAUGAGGUACUUGCUGUAGUGGUAUGUUCACGUCCCAAAUUUGAAAAAUACAUGGCUUUUGCCUAGAGGCAGAUCAGCUUAAGGCGGCUUUCGAUGAAUUUGACCGAGCAGUAUGUGACGAGCUAUUGCAAACAGUUUUCGGACAGUCUUGAAGAUGAACUUCGGGGAAAGACUUCUGGACAAAAAAGAUUGAAGGCUACAUCAUUGAUUUCUGACCACGAGCAACAAACAAGAGUUGCUGGAGUUACUGCAGUACUGGGAGAAAGGGAAAUAUACUUAAAGGAGCCAUCUAAGAAAAACACUUUAUCGCUAGCGCUUUACAUUGCAAAGCUACGAACUGCUGAUGUGGACAGAUGCUUUUUCUUUAGGAAGAGGGUUUUAGGUACCAGAUUCAUGCUAAGAAGCUCGAAGCACGGUGGGAAGAUGGUUUUAGGUACCAGAUUCGUGCUUGGAAGCUCGAAGCACGGUGGGAAGAUGGUUUUAGGUACCAGAUUCAUGCUAAGAAGCUCGAAGCACGGUGGGAAGAUGGUUUUAGGUACCAGAUUCAUGCUAAGAAGCUCGAAGCAUGGUGGGAAGACGCUCUUCCAUCAGCAAGAGACUUUCAGACACCAUUCAUGCUUAGAAGCUCGAAGCACGCUGCAAAGAUGGUUUAUCUCCAGCAGAGAGUUCUUAAUAUCAGAUUCAUGCUCGAAAGCUCGAAGCACGCUGCAAAGAUGCUCUUUCUUCGGCAAAAGACUUCUCUGUCACCGCCAAUCACGUACCCCAACAUCUGCUCACAUAAUCACACUCCAAUUCUACCACACACGUCCUACAUCCACAGUGGGGUCAAAAACUAGCUUUGGAGUCACCGAGUGUACGACCUCCAUACCCAGAAUCACCGACAUCGGUUAG